CCAGCAUCCUCCUGGUGAAAAAUCAGUCACCGAUGAUCCUUCUUUGGCGGUCCGCUCCUUCUGCCAAAUUGUCUCCCAGCAUCUCACGGAGAUCAGGGCAAAGUUUAGUUUGCUGAUUGAGCUAACAGCACCCGAGUCGCCUGACUACACAGCCUGUCUUCGGGGAGGGGUUUAGUGCGCGGCGUGGUCUGUUGUAUGUAUAAGAGGGAGUCACUAUUUCCAAACUGUCUCUUCCCCGGCGCUCAUCUCUGCCAGUGUGCUUCGUUCAUCCUCGAUCCCAUGGUCUCCUCCGAAUCCAUUUUCAAGAACAUUCGCGUCUAUUGGCUGGCGUUUGUGACUUAUUGGGGAAUCAUACUCUUCGGGUGCGUCAAAUUAGUUUCGCGUCUGCCCGGUUGCGCUCCAGCAUGAUCCCGCAGAUACGACACGUGAGUAGAUGGGCCUACUAUCCGCAUCGGUCGAGUGAGUAUACAUCUCGCCGCAGGGGGAUCGCCUCGGGAGUCGUCACCGCCCCAAUCUUCCUAGAUCAAUUUGGUCUGAACAACGCGGACGGGACACCAAACAAGAAGAAGAGCAACAACAUCUCGGAAAACGUCGUGGCUGUCCUCCAAGCCGGGGCAUUCUUUGGGGCGCUGGGAAGCGCGCUAAUUUCGGCGAGAUUCGGCCGUCGAUACACACUUAUCGGCUUUUCAGGUGUCUUCAUCCUCGGCGCCAUUCUGACUACCGUGGCCAAAGGCGGGUCACAGGGUCUGGCGGAGAUCUACGCGGGACGCGUCAUCACGGGUAUUGGGAUUGGCGGGAUCUCCGCCGUCGCCCCCGCUUUCGUUUCCGAGUGCUCUCCGAAAGAGGUCCGCGGACGGAUCACCGGUCUGUUUCAGAUAUUUGUCGCGUUUGGGGUGAUGAUGUCCUACUGGGUCAAUUACGGGAUCGCUCUGCAUGUCAAACCAGGCCCCAAGCUCUGGCGCAUCCCCUUCGGAAUCCAGCUCAUCCCCGCCGGCGUCAUGCUUCUCGGCCUGCUCACAGUCAGAGAAUCGCCGCGCUACCUGGCAUCUGUGGGGCGCACACAGGAAGCACUCGACAACCUCGCGUAUCUGCGCCGCGAGCCUCCCACGGCCGACGGUGUGAUCCACGAGAUGGCGGAGAUCGAAGCGGCCAUCCAGGAGGAGCGCGAUGCGAGGCGGGAGCUGGGGUUGAAAGAGGCGUUCCUGGGAAAGGGGAAUUGGAUCCGCUUCGUUAUCGCAAUCGUGAUUUUCUUGUUACAGCAGUGGUCCGGUCAGAAUGCCGUCAACUACUACGCACCGCAGAUCUUCGCCUCGAUCGGGUACACCGGCAGAAAGAACGGAUUGCUUGCAACCGGAAUCUAUGGCGUGAUCAAAGUGGUCGCCACCGCGAUAUUCGUCUUCCUCGGGGUCGAAUGGCUUGGCCGUAAAGCAUCGCUCUUCAUCUCGGCGGUGGGCAUGGGAACCUGCUUCUUUAUCAUAGGUUCCAUUCUCAAAACUCACCCGCCCCCCGCCACCAGCGCCACCGCGGCCCCAGUGGGUAAUCCACCCGCUGCGUCGAAGGCCAUGGCGGCCAUGCUGUAUAUAUUUGUUUGCUUUUAUUCGAUGGGGUGGGGUCCGCUUCCCUGGGUCUACUGUGCUGAUAUAUUUCCCACUCGGACACGACACUUCGGGUUAGCGGUCGCUAGCGCAUCACAAUGGCUUUUCAAUUUCGUGCUCACGCGUACGACUCUGCAAAUGGAGACCAAUCUCGGCUACAAGAUAUAUCUGAUGUUCGGGGCCAUCAAUAUCGGUGGUUCCGCAGUCUUCUCACUCUUCAUCCCCGAAACGAAAGGCCGUUCGUUGGAGGACAUGGAUGUAAUUUUCGGCGCAGUAUCGCGAGAGAAGAGACAGGCAGAUAUUGCCAAACAGGAGCAAGAACUGGACGUCCGAGAUGGUUCGGAAAAAGCUUGAGCCGUGUGGUAUUUUGUUGAUCGGAACUUAUUUGUCUUCUUCCUGUGUCGCUGCUCCUUCGCAUGGCAAAAACUCGGGAAUCCCAUCCUGUUUGUCAAGUGUGACCACGUGCUACUUCAGUCAGUGACUCGUUUGUUUCAAAGUCCAAUCAUGUAUGGAAAAGUGGAUUUGAGAAAUGACCCUUGUUUAUCUGUGGGUACUUAUAGACGUUGGAAAGAGAGAAAAAGGUUUCGG
Messenger RNA from Mycena citricolor, 2183 nucleotides. The record is from the annotation of a GenBank genome assembly. Lineage: Eukaryota; Fungi; Basidiomycota; Agaricomycetes; Agaricales; Mycenaceae.